CCCCUCCCCGUUUACAAGUCAUGAUGGCGGAACUGUAGAGCUCGGGACGCGCAGGAGUGCACCGCCCGUCCUCUGUUUAGCAAUUGUAAAUAGUUAUUUAUUUAUUCAGCCUACUUUACAUCUUCCCCCGAAAUGACCCGCUGGAUUCCCACUAAAAAAGAGAAGUACGGAGUCGCAAUCUACAAUUAUGAAUCCAGUGGAGAGCAGGAGCUGUGCCUACAGGUGGGGGACACGGUGCACAUACUUGAGAAAUUGGAAGGCUGGUAUAGGGGCUACACGCUACGCAAGAAAUCCCAGAAGGGCAUUUUCCCAGCUUCCUACAUCCACUUAAAGGAGGCUACGGUUGAGGGACUAGGCCAGCAGGAAAUAAUUAUUCCAGCAGAUUUACCCCUGGUGCAGGAGCUCGGGGCUACUCUGAGGGAAUGGGCACAGAUAUGGCACAAGCUCUACGUGGCGAACAAGACAGCUUUGUUCAGGGGUGUUCAGCAGAUGGCGUACAGCCUCAUCGAAUAUCGAUCUCAGAUAGUGUCGGGAACGCUGCCUAAGGAUGACCUUGUGGAGCUCAGAAAGAAAGUCACAGCAAAGAUUGAUUACGGGAACCGGAUUCUGGGGUUGGACCUGGUGGUGCGAGAUGAAGCAGGGAACACACUGGAUCCUGACGAGACCAGCACAGUCAGUCUAUUCCGGGCACACGAGACAGCUUCCCGCAGUGUUGACGACAGGAUACAAGAGGAAAAGCAGACGCGGCUACAAAACCUGGAAAUGAGGCGCCAGACCCUGUUCAGCACAGUGCACACCUACAGUCUACUCAUGAACCUGAAGAACUUUGUAUGCAACAUCGGAGAAGACGCUGAGCUGCUCAUGUCUUUGUACGACCCAGACCAGUCUGAAUUCAUCAGUGAGAACUUCCUGGUGCGCUGGGACAGUAUGGGGAUGCCUAAAGAAAUUGAAAAACUCAACAACCUGCCAGCACUAUUCACGGACCUGAGCAGCAGUGACUUGAUGAGGCAGCGCCUCUUCCUGGUGUGUCAGAUCAUCCGAGUGGGAAGCAUGGAGCUUAAAGAGGGCAAGAAACACACUGGAGGACUGCGGAGACCAUUUGGUGUGGCUGUGAUGGACAUUACAGAUAUCGCCCAUGGCAAAACAGACGAUGAGGACAAACAGCAUUUCAUCCCCUUUCAGCAGAUAGCUAUGGAAACCUACAUCCGUCAGAGGCAGCUCAUCAUGUCUCCGCUAAUCCCGUCUAGAGUCAUAGGAGAGAAUGAGCCGCUCACCGCUGUCUUCAACAAAGUCAUCGCCACGCGGGAGGUCAAUCACAAAGGCCAGGGGCUUUUUGUGACCCUGAAGCUCCUCCCGGGGGACCUCGGCCAAGUCAGGAAGGACUACCCCCACUUUGUCGACCGCAGCACCGCUAUCGUCAGGAAAAUGGGCUUUCCAGAAAUCAUCCUCCCAGGAAACGUGAGGAAUGAUAUUUACGUAACCUUGCUGCAGGGAGAGUUUGACCGUGGUAAAAAGAAGACCCCGAAAAAUGUGGAGGUCAUACUGAGUGUGCACGAUGACGAAGGCAAUUUCAUGGAGAAAGCGAUAUUCCCUGGGGCCGGUUAUGAUGGCAUCAGAGAGUACAAAUCUGUCAUUUUCUACCAGGUGAAGCAGCCUUGUUGGAAUGAAACGGUGAAGGUGACAAUUCCCAUUGAAGAUGUCUGCCGUUGUCACCUGAGGGUGAUGUUUCGACACCGAUCCUCCCAGGACUCGAGGGACAAAUCAGAGAAGCCCUUUGGUAUGGCCUUCGUCCGGCUCAUGAGAGGAGAUGGGACCACGCUGAAAGACGGCAGGCAUGAACUUAUCGUCUAUAAGGUUGAUGUAAAAAAGGCGGAGGAUGCAAAGGUUUAUCUCACCUUGCCAGCAACUUGGGCUGAAGUGGAGGAAAAGGAGAAGCAAACAGGGAAGCAGUUCCACCAUUCAGGAGUGAUUCCCGUGACUAAGGACAGUUUCCAGCUCGCCACGCUCACCUGCUCCACGAAACUCACUCAGAACGUGGAUUUACUCGGCCUGCUGAACUGGAGGUCAAACCCUGAGGAUCUGGAUCAGAUUCUGCAGAGGCUGAUGGAGGUUGAGGGCGGGGAGAUUGUCAAAUUUCUCCAGGACACUCUCGAUGCUUUGUUCAACAUCAUGAUGGAGACCUCAGAAAAGGACACCUAUGACACCCUGGUGUUCAACGCCUUGGUAUUUAUAAUCACACUUAUUGGCGACAUCAAAUUCCAGCACUUCAACCCUGUCCUGGAAACCUACAUCAACAAGCACUUCAGUGCCACUUUGGCUUACAUGAAGCUAACCCGGGUGCUUAACUACUAUGUGGGCCACGCCGAGGAGCCCGCCCUGACUGAGAGGCUCUAUGCAGCCCUCAAAGCCCUCAAGUACCUGUUCAGGUUUAUUGUUCAGUCCCGGGUCCUCUAUCUCAGAUUCUACGGGAACAGUGAGGAUGGUGAUGCUUUCUUCAACUCCAUUCGCACCCUUUUUCUAUCUUUCAACACUCUCAUGGACAGACCACUGGACGAAGGAGUGAAGAUAAAGGGCGCAAUAUUGAAAUACCUCCCCAGCAUCAUUAAUGACAUCCAGACUGUGUUUGAUCCCGUGGAGCUCAGCGUUCUUCUCACGAAGUUCAUUGAGAGCAUUCCCGACUCUCAGCUCGUGCGUCAGAAGCUGGGCUGCAUGUGUAAAAUGGUGGAGAGUGACCUUUUCAGGCAGCCAGAUUGUCGAGAUGUGCUGCUGCCACUUGUUACUGACCAGCUGAGUGGGCAGCUGGACGACCACUCUAGUAAACCAGACCAUGAGGCCUGCGCCCAACUGCUCAGCACAGUGUUGGAUAACCUGGACCGCAAGGAUGUGGGUCCAACCAGAGGCCACGUUCAGCUGAUAAUGGAGAGGCUUCUUCGCAGGGUUAAUCGCACUGUCAUCAGCAUGGAGAGAUCCUCCCCUCUCAUUGGCCACUAUCUCGCCUGCAUGACGGCCAUCCUGAAGCAAAUGGAUGACAUGCAUUACGCCCACUACAUCAGCACCUUCAAGACGAGACAGGAUAUCGUUGAUUUCCUCAUGGAGACAUUCAUCAUGUUUAAAGACCUCAUGGGUGAUGUUUUCCCCGCUGACUGGAUGGUCAUGAACCUGGUGCAGAUGCAAGUCUUUCUGAGGGCCAUCAACCAGUACUCAAACGUCCUCAACAUGUACUUCCUGGACCAGGCACAUUUUGAAAUCCAGCUGUGGAAUAACUACUUUCAUUUGACCGUGGCGUUCCUCACCCACAAGACACUGCAGCUGGAGUCCUUCUCUCAAGAGAAAAGAAAUAAGAUACUGAACAAAUAUGGAGACAUGAGGAAGACUAUUGGGUUUAAGAUCAGAGAUAUGUGGUACAAUCUUGGCCCCCACAAAAUGAAGUUCAUCCCAGCCAUGGUUGGGCCCAUUCUGGAUGUCACACUGGUUCCUGAGCCUGAACUGAGGAAAGCUACCAUCCCCAUCUUCUUUGAUAUGAUGCAGUGUGAGCACAACUUUAACCCCGGACGCACGUUUGAAACGUUUGAGAAUGAACUGAUAACAAAAUUGGAUCAAGCAGUAGAAGGAGGCCGAGGGGAUGAGCAGUACAAAGUCCUGCUGGAGAAAACGUUGCUGGAGCACUGCAGACGCCACAGAUACCUGUCACAGUCAGGAGAGGAGCUGGCUCUGCUGCUGAGCAGCCUGCUGGAGAAUCUCCUGGCGUACCGCACCAUCACACAUGAUGAAAGUCCUGAGCACCGCAUGAGCUGCACCGUCAAUGUGCUGAAUUUCUACAAAGAAAAAAAGAGGGAGGACAUUUACAUCCGGUACCUAUACAAGCUGCGAGAUCUGCACCUGGACUGUGAGAACUACACAGAGGCAUCAUACACUCUGCUACUACAUGCUGAAUUACUGGAGUGGUCUGACAAACCCUGCGCAGCUCAUCUGAUAACUGGAGAUGGGAAGCAUGUAUGGACCCAACAGGAGCUGAAAGAGAGGCUCUUUCAGGAGAUAAUAUGUUAUUUGGACAAGGGGAAGAUGUGGGAGAAGGCCAUUGAGCUGGGCAAGCAGCUGGCCAAGAUGCAUGAGAGCCACAUGUUUGACUUCAUGGAGCUGAGCCAGCUGCUGAAAAAACAAGCCCAAUUCUAUGAAAACAUAAUGCAUGCAAUGCGGCCACAGCCGGAGUACUUUGCUGUGGGAUAUUAUGGCCUUGGAUUCCCGUCUUUCCUCAGGAACAAGAUGUUCAUCUACCGAGGCAAGGAGUACGAGUGGCUCGAGGACUUCAGCUUAAAGCUGCUGUCUCAGUUCCCCAACGCAGUAAGGAUGACCAGCACAGCGCCCCCUGAAGACAACAUCAGCAACUCCUCUGGACAGUACAUCCAGUGCUUUACUGUCAAGCCUGUUCUCACCGUGCCGCACCAGUUUAAAGACAAGGGGGUUCCAGAGCAGAUAUUAAACUAUUACAGAACCAAUGAAGUGGACCAGUUCCAGUAUUCCAGGCCCUUCAGGAAAGGUGAAAAGGACCCAGACAAUGAAUUUGCAACCAUGUGGAUCGAGAGAACAACGUACAUUACAGCCUAUCGCUUCCCUGGGAUUCUCAAAUGGUUUGAAGUCAAAUCUGUCUCAGUGGAGGAGAUCAGUCCUUUGGAGAACGCCGUUGAGACCAUGGAGAUGGCCAAUGAAAAGCUGAGUAACCUCGUGCAGCAGCAAGCCUGCGAUCGCUCACUGUCCAUCAACCCACUGUCCAUGAUGCUCAGCGGCAUUGUCGACCCUGCUGUCAUGGGCGGCUUCUCCAACUAUGAGAAGGCAUUCUUUACAGACACCUACAUCCAAGAGCACCCAGAGGACCACGAGCGCAUUGAGGUCCUGAAACAUCUCAUCGCCCUCCAGAUCCCUGUUUUGGCAGAUGGGAUUCGCAUCCACGGGGAGAAGACGACGGAGCAGCUGAAGCCCUUACACAAUCGUCUGGUUACUUGCUUCCAAGACCUUCGGGAGAAAGUAGAGAAGCAUUAUGGCGUCAUAACCUUGCCCUGCUCUCUCACUGAGAGGAAGAAGAGCCGCGUGGGCUCGGUAGUGAUGCCCUACAUCCUGUCCUCCACCCUGCGUCGCAUGUCUACUGUCUCAACCCUCUCCAACGCCUCCUCGGGCCUCUCCAGCGGCUCCGCAUCCUCAGAUGGACCUUCCUGCAUUUCCUCCCAAGACAGUUCCUUGUUGUCCCGCCCCAGCGAUCGCAGGACCUCGAUUUUGUCCCGCUCGGAGGAAGACAACAGGAUUGCCAGAAAGAACAGAAAGGAAUGGAGUGUGAGCAAAUCCCAGGUCCUACUGGAGAGGCCGUCCGAUGCAGACGAAACUCCUCCAGAGAAGCAGCAGAGACCCAAGAGUUUACAAUUAGGAGACCGACGGCUCACCCUCUCCCUGUUCCAGGGUGUUUCAUCCCAGCUCAGCCUGUCUAACCCUCUCAGCCCGCUACCUGCCUCUCCACACACUCCCCGCACACCACGCAGCUCCAGUUUUUCAUCGCUUCUCAGUGACAAUGAUGUCAAUACCAUUGACACCCCAGGGACACCCCCACCCAUGCCUCCGAAGAAACACCCGCACGAGAUUGACAACCCCGGGUUCUCUUCAGAGUUCACUCCUCCACUACCAAUGAAAAUUGAGAGCAAACCUCCCCCGCCGCCUCCGAAGACACGGAAGUCGAUGUUCCCCACAUACGAGCACACCCCCCACUAAGGCUACACCUGCACACGGGCUUUAAAGUUACACUAAUUCUUUGAUUUGGCUGUGAUGAAAGCACAGUUUCAUCCGUGGCAUUGUAAAAACGCCACAGUAUGGUACAGAUGCAGGACCAUCUACGUGGUGUGUGUGCAAGAUUUCAGCACAAGAAAAUUCUUUCUGAUGCAAGUCACUAAUGCCGAGCGGUCCUUUGUUCUCAAGUUUUAGCUGAUGUUUUGUUUUGAAGCCGCAAGGAAGAAUAUAUAUGGGGUUAUUGUCCUAAGAGGGUACUACUGCGCAGAAAUGGAUAUAUGAUUUUUGGUACAUGAGGUCACUGCAGCCUUGGAUACAGUGGGCUUUUUAAGAGGUAAUGAAACAGUGAUUAGAUGCUUUUUUUCUUAAAGAAAAAUUAGUAUGUUGUACAGACUUUAUGACUCGCAGGGAAAUGGAAUGACCAAUGCUGCAAUGUAAUAUUUAGCUUUUAUGUGCUGGAGUGACACUGGAUGAUUUUUUUCCCCUCUGAGCUGUUUGCCAGCAUUCCAUAUUUGAGCAGGACAAAGCUGUAUUCGAACUUGAUCAAGAGCAGGGAAUACAAUGUACAGAAUGUAAGUGUUAGUUUGACAUGUAGUCGUUUUGUGUCUGAUGAUGAUGUUCAGUAAUAUGAUCAAACCCAUUUCCCCAAACCACAAAGUUUUAGACACUGGAUGGCAUUAAUGAAUGUGCUGCAGAUUAUUUGUUUUGUUGUUUAUGAUGAACUGAAUACUGUAACUGAUGCUCUCAAACUGCAUAACGCCAAUGUUAGUGUUGAGUGGAAGUAUGUUUUUUGACAGUGAUAGUUUGACAUUUUGGGAAAUUCGCUCUCUUGCUGAGAGAGAAGAUUGAUACCACUCUCACAUCUGUAUGAUGAAUAUGUAUCUCAGUUAGUUUAGUUUAGCUUAGCAUAAAGACUGGAAACAAGGGAAAACGGCUAGCCUGGCUCUGUGUGACGGGAACAAAUUCGCCUACCAACACCUCUAAAGCUCACUAAUAAACCAUAAUUGUUUAACUACAAGUUGUGGUUUUGCAAGUGGUUAUGUGCAGUUGCCAAGUAACCAGAGAAGAGUCCUGUGGUGAUUACUCACCUUAUAUUAGACAGAAUUGUCAAGUUAUUACACUAAGGCCCCCAGGAAGUGCGCCGGAUUUUGAAGCCAACCUUCUUAGUGGCCAAACAGUGGAAUUACAACUAACUGGUCCAUCACAUGAUGCGACCUAAAAAUACUUUUUCCAAUAGACCUACAUGGCAAAAGAAACAGCUGUAAAUCAGUGGAUAAUCAGAAUUUAAUACGUUCAGUUGGAUAACAUUUGGAAAGUCUCGAAGAGCUGCAUGAUUGAUUAUUUUAUCCCCAUUCAAGUUAACUGAGCACUAAACUGGAAGUAGCUGGUACAGCUGGCUGAAAUUUCUAGUGCAGCUGCUCUAUGAGCACAGUGCCAAAGCAGUACCCUAUCAUCUGGGUAAUUUUAUACGCAGCAGUUGAUCCAUUUUUGCUUCAUGGGCCACUGACCAGCUUCAGUAGCAAAGAGUGGUACCCCACUGCCAACGCUGUAUCCAGGUCUCUUAAUAUAUCCACUGUUUCCAUCUUCAGUCUGACAUUGCGUCUGCUCUCACUGCUUUCUGUCGGGGAGGGGGAUUCGAUUUCCACUAACCAAUCACUAGACUGAAUCUAACAUCUUUUUAAGUCCACUCUGGGUUUGCACCAUUACCAUGCCAGCGCACACAUGUGGUUUUAAUUAUUCCUCACUGGUUCCAACACAACAGCUUGACCGUGCUUGAUAACAGCUUGACAGUGGUGUUAGACCCGCCCAUGGUGCUGCUUGGUUAAUCGUCCGUCCCCCCGUGGCGCUGAUUUGUUGUUUUUUGUUUUAACCAAGAAACCAUUGUUUCAUGUCACAAUGCCGGACCAGAAUCUGUCAACUUGAACUCAGUGGAGUGGGCAGAUUCAAAGGUCUGGACCCAGGCAAGGAAAUUGCUGUUCCCAGACAAUUAAUAUUUCAGCAUAUAAACACUUGAAUUACUGUUAACAGCUGAGAUGUAACGUGAAUUAGUGAGUUUUAGAGGUGUGUAUGUGGAUUUUUUACCUUCACAUAGAGCCACAUAGCUGUUUGCUCAUUUCCAUUUGUUAUGCUAAUCUAGCGGCCGGCUCCUGCUACACAUUUACAGCACAGACUUGAGACUUUUGUUCAUCCUCUCGUCUGACUCUCUCCAAGAAAGUAAAUAAGCAUACUUGACAUAAUUCGAACUGGUCCUUUAAAGAACUCUAAACGCUGUAUGGUACAAACAGAAACGCCUUGGAAGUUCACUUGAGUUUUAUAUUUCAGGUCUCAGCAGAUAUUUUUAUAUCAUUUCAUUAUUGAAAUUUAAAUUAUUGCUAUUCAUUGAGUUUUAAUAUUGCCAUUGUUGUGCACACCCAGUGUGUACACAGGUGGUUUACUUUUAUGCAGCAUAAAUUGAGUCUUAUUUCAACAUACCGCUUUACUGUGUGCUGUUUAAAUCUUUAAAAGCAGCAAUAUAAUGUGCCUUCAGAGUGCUAAAUCUAUGCAUGUAAGCUGUUUUGAAAAUGAUAAAAUUGAAUCAAUAAUGAAAUUGUCAGUAUUUUAGAUUUUUAAUUGUUGUACAAGGGAUUCACUUUUUUUGUACAGUACGCAUUUCCUAACAAGCAUCAAAGAAAUUUUAUACAAACAAUGCCUCAAGAGAUAUAUAAUGAUCUUUUUUAUGAACAAGUUGUUGACUGAACAAAAAUAAAGACCUAUUGAAAG
Molecule: messenger RNA, 8529 nt
Organism: Epinephelus fuscoguttatus (brown-marbled grouper)
Lineage: Eukaryota; Metazoa; Chordata; Actinopteri; Perciformes; Serranidae
Gene: dock5
Product: dedicator of cytokinesis 5
Exons: 51
Coding region: 133-5754 (1873 amino acids)
Biological process (GO): small GTPase-mediated signal transduction; cell migration
Cellular component (GO): plasma membrane; cytoplasm
Molecular function (GO): guanyl-nucleotide exchange factor activity; small GTPase binding
Source: RefSeq, a predicted model, not a curated record